This is a messenger RNA of Schistocerca serialis cubense, 2453 nucleotides long. It is a transcript of the gene nmdyn-D6, whose product is annotated as nucleoside diphosphate kinase 6. Lineage: Eukaryota; Metazoa; Arthropoda; Insecta; Orthoptera; Acrididae. The transcript is spliced from 4 exons. Bases 167 to 793 code for a protein of 208 amino acids. Gene Ontology annotation, biological process: GTP biosynthetic process; UTP biosynthetic process; CTP biosynthetic process. The record is from RefSeq and is a predicted model, not a curated record. Gene Ontology annotation, molecular function: nucleoside diphosphate kinase activity.
GUUUCUUUACGGAGUGUUUGUGAAGAAAAGCUUUGAAUCGACUUGUCGGGGACGAAGUUAUUUUAACCAAAUUGUCGUUGAAUGAUUGAAAUAUGUCCAAUAAUGAAAUAGGUAGUAAAUACUAAAUAGGACGAGGGGCUGCAGUUGAAGUACUGUAUGUGAGAACAUGUUUAUACAGAAAACUUUCUGUUUCCGUACACUGAUGAAUUUGGCGGUAGAAAAUUUACAGCUCACAUUAGCUAUAAUUAAACCACACGUAAUCAAAGUUCCUUAUGCCUUACAGGAUAUUCGAGAUAAAAUAUUGGCCAAAGGAUUUUAUGUUGUGAGAAAUAAACGAGUUCAUCUAAGUGAAGCACAAGUGGAAGAAUUCUAUGCAGAACAUAAAGAAAAAUUCUUUUAUCAUCGCCUUAUUACAUUCAUGCAAAGUGGUCCCUGUGAUGUGUAUGUUUUAGCGAGAAAGAAUGCCAUUCAGGAAUGGAGGAAGUUAAUGGGACCUACAAAAGUUUAUCAAGCACAGUACACUCAUCCUGACAGUAUUAGGGGAUGUUAUGGUUUAUCAGAUACUCGAAAUGCUUCUCAUGGAUCAGACUCACCAGAAGCAGCCCUCAAGGAAAUCAGUUUCUUUUUCAUGGAUAUUGAUAUAGGAAAAUGGUUUGCAGAAGAUGAACCACUGUACAAAGCCGAAUCUGUUGCAUUUAACACAGAGGAAUUUAUACAUACAAUAAAAAAUGAAAAACCAUCCUGUAAUAAUAGCUACUGCCUCACAUCAUACUCACCACCAAUGCGGGAAUAGGACUAAUGAUAAUAUGUCUGUAACUUCUGUACAAAUCAGUCUCUUAUUUACAGUAUGUAAAAUUUUAUGAAAGGAUAUAGGGAUUCUUUGUGAUUCUAUAGAGAUUUUACAUACAGCAUUUUUAAUGCUAUGUAAAAAAGUGCAUUUGCGGAUACAUGUAGUUGUUAAUAUAUUUAGACAGAGUUUAUACUAGUGUAUGUGUGUGUGUGUGUGUGUGUGUGUGUGUGUGUGUGUGUGUGUGUGUGUGUGUGUGUGUGUGUGUGUGAUGAUAAAUAAUUUUUUAGAGUGCCAAAGAAAAAUACUGAUAAUAUAUAGGGAAUAAAUAUAUUAAAUGAAGAGAAGUACCAAUGGCAAUCUCCCUUAAUGUAAAAACAAUACAUAGUAUUGUCUUGGAAGCUUCUAACUGCUUCAACUGUGAUAGUUUAAAAAAUGCAUUUCACUUUGGAGCAAUGUAUCAAUACAUGAAUAGACGUGAUCAGUAACUGAUAAAAUUACAACAUCUGGGGCAACAAAAGUCAGAAAACUGGUUUUAUGGAAUCAGAGGUUCUAGGUGCUACUUCAGACUUGGUGUUUGUCUUACAACUCAAGGUCCCAAAUGAAUUAUUUUCUGCAUUGCAUAUUUUCUUUCUUGUGUACAUUUUUCUUGUCUGAUUCUCAAUAGAAGAAUUCUUCUUUAUGCUAUCCUCAGAUGUUAUAAUUUCAGAAGAUGCUAACUAAAUACUUUUUAUGACUAUGAACUUAGUCUGUAGCUAUAAAUGAUUUUAGUCUUCAUGUAAUGUAAUCAAAAAAGAUUUGUUAUUUCAUUGAUAAAAUAUUAUAUUUGUUACAUUUUUAUGUUUAAAAAUUAUAAUGACACAUGUGAAAUGCUAUCUUUUCUUAUUUUGUAGUUGAGACCUAAAAAUGAUGCUUUGGCUUCCAUAUACGAGGGUUAUUCAGAAAGUAAGGAACGAUCAGUCGCGAAGUGGAAAAUACAGUGAAAAUCAGAUGAAGUUUUGUACAUAUGCAUGGGGCACUGUGUCUAGUAUGCCCGGCGAUAGUAUCAUGUCCCCCUUUUCAGUUCUGAGCUCACAGUGAGAAAGUAAAGAUGGCUAGAAUUUAGCAUCUCCUGCCAAGUAUGAGGGCCUGGUGAAAGAUUUCGCCUGAAGCUAUGCAAUCCACAUAACAUAACUGUCAUGUGGUUCAUUCUUCACAAUAAUUCUUGGCCACACUCUACAGGGGCAAUGAAGAUGCUCCUGCAGCAUUUUACAUGGGAAGUGUUUGAUCGCCCACAAUACAGCCUUAAUGGGCUACCCCUGAGGUUCAUCUCUGCUCAAAUGAACUGCUGGUUAUGAAGACAAUAUUUUGACACAGACAACGAGCUGCAGUCCAGAAUAGAAAAUUGCCGAAAACCAAUGGCAGCUGUCUUCUAUAACAAUGGAAUUGAAAAGUUGGUACAAUGCUACAACAGAUGUCUAAGUCUGAGCAGCGACUGUGUAGAGAAGUAGCUAACCGUUGCAAAUAAAACAAUUCUGAUUUCCACUGUGGUUUCCAUUUCGUGACCUAUUGUUCCUUACUUUCCGAAUAGCCCUCAUAUGAAGGAAAAUACAUUCUUGAUAAAUGCUAAGCAAAUGAUUAAAAUGUACAUAGUUGAGAGAUAUUCUCAAUGAAUAACUUGUAAGUA